Messenger RNA from Manihot esculenta (cassava), 1557 nucleotides. RefSeq names its product probable aspartic proteinase GIP2. Bases 54 to 1403 code for a protein of 449 amino acids. Gene Ontology annotation, molecular function: aspartic-type endopeptidase activity. The transcript has a single exon. Gene Ontology annotation, biological process: proteolysis. The record is from RefSeq and is a predicted model, not a curated record. NCBI's taxonomy places the organism in Eukaryota, Viridiplantae, Streptophyta, Magnoliopsida, Malpighiales, Euphorbiaceae.
ACUCUCUAUAUAAUCAUUCCAGCCAUGCAAUUGAAUCAUAGCAUUUCCCUUCAAUGGCUUCUUCACUUCAGUUUAUUCUCUUGUCUCUCCUUAUUUUCUUCUCUGUCUCCAAUGCACAAAGUUCUUCCUCUAACUCAAAACCCAAAACACUAGUCCUUCCCAUUUACAAAGAUGCCUCCACCCUCCAAUAUCUCACCCGUCUCAACUUGGGAACCCCUUCCCUUCAAACUAACUUAGUUGUCGACAUUGGAGGCAAGCAUUUAUGGAUAGAUUGCUCAACUGGGUAUCAGUCAUCCACUUACAGACCAGGACAUUGUGGCUCUGCCUCUUGUUCCGUGGCUAAAGCUGAUUGCGUUAGCUUAUGCCCCCGUCCUGCUAGUCCUGGUUGCAACAACAAUACUUGCAGAGUCUUGGCCAAAAACAGUAUUUUUGGAGGAUAUCUGAUAUCUGAGGUUGCCAUUGAUACAAUCUCUCUCCGAGCCACAGAUGGCUCCAAGGCCGGUUCACAGGUUUCAAUUCCCAAUUUUAUCUUCGCUUGUGCGGAGUCCUUCGACCUAAUAAAUCUUGCUAGUGGCGCAAAGGGUAUGCUUGGCCUAGCAAAGGAAAGAGUUUCAAUGCCCACGCAGCUUUCAUCUGCAUUUGGUGGAAGUUUUCGUCGAAAGUUUGCUAUAUGCUUGCCUUCCAAUUCUAAAGCCAAUGGUGUUUUGUUCUUCGGAGACUCUCCUUAUUUAUUCCAUCCACGUUACAACACAUCCAAGGCCAUCGACGUAUCAUCAGAAUUUAGGUACACCAAACUUCAUGUCAAUUACGAAACCACAGCAUCACCAAGGUUGCAAGGAGCACAGUUGCCAGAGUACUUUGUGAAGAUCACAUCUAUUCUGGUAAACCAAAAGCCAAUUCCAAUAAACUCCACAUUGCUUGAAUUCCACAAGACAGGAGUCGGUGGUUCAAGAAUAACUACAGUGCAACCUUAUACCACUCUUGAGACUUCCAUCUACAAGUCACUUGCUAAGGCGUUUGAUGAGCAGAUGUUGGUUACUACUGGAAACAGGACAGUGAGAAAGGUGGGAGCUGUGGAACCAUUUAAAGAUUGUUAUCUUAAACAAGACUUGGGUAUGUCAUUGCUUGGGAUUAGAGUUCCUGACAUUAAUUUAGUGUUUGAAAAUUUGGAUGUGAACUGGGCAAUCUUUGGAGCUAAUUCAAUGGUGGAGGUAAGCAAUGAUGUGGUGUGUUUAGGGUUUGUGGAUAGAGGUCCAGACACCAUAUCGACAUCAACAUCAAUAGAUAUUGGAGCACACCAAUUGCAAGACAACCUUCUUCAGUUUGAUCUUGCAGCUUCAAGGCUUGCAUUUACUUCCACACUUCACUUACAAGAUGUUGAGUGCUCCAACUUCAAAUUUUAAAUGAUUUGCUUUCUAUUAUAUUUAUUGUGGUUUGAGCUGUGUAAUAAUGGAUUUUCUGGUUAAUGAAAUUGGAUUGUAAUAUGGAAACUUCUUAAGAUGUAUAAAUUAUUUUAUAUGUCAAUAAAUAAAAGAAAAAAAUCUAUAUUUUGCAUAA